Messenger RNA from Nicotiana attenuata, 6000 nucleotides. Its product is annotated as cyclin-dependent kinase G-2. Gene Ontology annotation, biological process: protein phosphorylation; regulation of mitotic cell cycle. Gene Ontology annotation, cellular component: nucleus. Bases 1 to 2241 code for a protein of 746 amino acids. The transcript is spliced from 6 exons. Gene Ontology annotation, molecular function: cyclin-dependent protein serine/threonine kinase activity; ATP binding. NCBI's taxonomy places the organism in Eukaryota, Viridiplantae, Streptophyta, Magnoliopsida, Solanales, Solanaceae. The record is from RefSeq and is a predicted model, not a curated record.
AUGGCUGCUGGAAGACAUGGUGGCUACAGGGAUAAUGAAUUUAGGGGCCGUGAGGCUGAGUUCGAGGUUUCAAGGAAGGAGCUUGGUUAUCCUAAGGGGGAUUAUGAUCGAAUUAGGAAUGGUGAUCGGGAUUUUGAUAGGGAUCGAGUUCACGACAGGAGUAGUCGAGAUAGGGGUAGGUUGAGACAGAAGGAUGUAAAAGAAAGGGAGGUCAUAAAUGGCAGUUAUAGGUCCACGUCAAGCAGGAGUGAUUCUGGUAGUAGUGACGGUGGAGCGGGGAGAAGUGGGUUUAGUGUCAGGGCUGUUGACCGAGAGCCUGGGGAACUGUCUAGUGAGAGUGGGUCUGAUGGGGCUAUUGAUUCGGACCGGAAGACCAAGAAUGCGGCCAAUGGGAACCAGUCACCUGUACAGAGCAAGAAACGAAAAUUCUCUCCAAUUAUCUGGGAUAGGGAUGAAAAGGAAGCGAAUAGAAUGUCGAAGAGUAGAAAUUCAUCAGCAGCUGCUAAGCUACCUCCUCCGCCUCCAUUGCCGAAGUCAUCUGUCCAGUCGCCUAACCUUCCCUUAGAAAGGGUUGAGCAGGUCUCGCCAUUGAAUAAUAAUAAUGAUAUUAUUCAGAGCACGGGGCCGUCCCAACAUAAUCCAAAUGCAGCACUUGGUUCACAUGUUGAUGCAUCUGAAUCCCCAGUUGACAUAGGUUCACCACCUCCUGACGAAGAGCGAUUGCCCGAGCAGGAUGCCAGGAUAGUAGAAGAAGAUGAAUACGUGCCGACUAUAAGAGCGUCUCGAUGGGCAACUGACGCUGACUCUCCAGCUGAUGAAGGUUUGAUUUCAGAUGAUGAUAUGCCUCGAUUGAAGAAGCAACGAGCAGUUUCACAGUCAGCUGAAAUGGGUGGACACAGGAAAUCACUAACUCCAGAAUUUGGGGAGCUCAAGAGAGACAACUCUGGAGGAAAUAGAGCAAGGUCCUCGGAUUCAGAUGAACAUAUUAGGUCUUCCAGCAGAGAUAGUUACCAGGACAAUGAUUUAGAUAAGAAUGACUCAAUGGUUGUGGAUAAGGACCGUAAUUAUGAUGGUACUAGUGUUAGCCAGUCAGAUACAGAAUCUGAAGAUGAACAUGAUUCUCGUGGUAUACCAGAGCCUGCACUUCCUCCACAAAGGAGCGUAAACAUGCUGCAGGGGUGUAGAAGUGUCGAUGAAUUCGAGCGGCUUAACAGGAUAGAUGAAGGUACCUAUGGUGUUGUUUACAGAGCUAGAGAUAAGAAGACAGGAGAAAUUGUUGCACUAAAGAAGGUUAAGAUGGAGAAGGAACGAGAAGGAUUUCCCUUGACAUCUCUAAGGGAGAUAAACAUUCUUCUUUCUAUUCAUCACCCCUCAAUUGUAGAUGUUAAAGAAGUAGUUGUAGGAAGCAGUCUUGACAGCAUUUUUAUGGUGAUGGAGUACAUGGAACAUGAUCUGAAGGCAUUAAUGGAGACAAUGAAACAACCGUUUAGCCAAAGUGAAGUCAAAUGUCUUAUGCUCCAGCUUUUGCAGGGUAUCAAGUAUCUUCAUGAUAAUUGGGUCCUUCACCGAGAUCUGAAGACUUCAAAUUUGCUUCUAAACAACCGAGGUGAGUUGAAGAUUUGUGACUUUGGUUUAGCUCGUCAAUAUGGGAGCCCCCUGAAACCAUACACUCAUUUGGUGGUUACUUUGUGGUACAGGGCGCCAGAACUUCUCUUGGGAGCCAAACAAUAUUCUACUGCAAUUGACAUGUGGUCACUGGGUUGUAUCAUGGCUGAAAUGCUAUCCAAAGAAGCGCUUUUCAAUGGAAAAACCGAAGUUGAUCAAAUCGACAAGAUUUUCAAAAUUCUCGGAACCCCAAAUGAGACAAUUUGGCCAGGGUUUUCUAAGCUUCCUGGGGUGAAGGUCAACUUUGUAAAGUACCAGUUUAAUUCGUUAAGAAAAAAAUUUCCCGCUACAUCCUUCACUGGGCUACCAGUCCUAUCUGAUGCUGGCUUUGACCUGUUGAAUAAGCUUCUAACUUAUGAUCCUGAGAAGAGAAUAACUGCCGAUGCUGCUUUAAACCAUGAGUGGUUUCGUGAGGUUCCUCUCCCCAAGUCUAAAGAAUUCAUGCCUACUUUCCCUGCACAGCAUGCACAAGAUAGGCGUGUGCGAAGAGUAAUGAAGAGUCCAGAUCCUCUUGAGGAGCAGCGAAGAAAGGAGCUGAAGCAAGGGGUGUUGGGAACUGGUGGAUUGUUUGGCUAAGAUAAGUGAAUAGUGCUCAGUAACUGUUUGAGUUUUGCUUUCUCUAAUACUCAUGGGGUUGAUGUGGUUGAGGUGAGAGCUAUGAUUGAAAGGAAGUUGCUAAAAUUGUUUGCAAGACGAUCAGUUCAGCUGUUUUUUAGCAGGCUUAUCUGACAUUUAGAUCGAGAAACAAUUCUUUUGGCUGUGCAUUAUCAGAUCUGUUGCAGGUUGACUUACUGGGUGCUGGUGCCUUAUCAAACUCUUGAGACUGCACGCAUGGCAGGGGUGGCAUAGUGAGCUUACCUAUUAAGGAACAGUUUCGAUUGAAACUCGUGUAUGUAACAUAUUUCCUAUUGGCAGUGUAAACAAUUUCUUGAAAUUGAUUUUGUUACUCAAAACAUAUGGAUCUGUUUCGUACUUAUAGUAUGUCGAUUUUAAUCUUCAUAUUCUGUUUGCAAGAGAUGAUGGUGUAAAGCAGAUGGGGAAUUCUUAGCUUUUUCAUUGACGAAGAAUUCACGAAAACUAUUGCACAUUUGAAGGUAAUGAUUGUAUCUAGAUACAUGGAUAGUAAUCAAGGAUGACAUAUCUGCUUUCCCAUCAGUAUUAAACGCUUCACUUUUCCCCAUGCUAGCAACUUGACUCUUCACUAUUGUUUACUUCACAUUCUUUCUUCUGGCACUCUCCCUCUACAUGGUCGAGUACAUCAAUGCUGGACCACAAAUGAUUAUGACGCAUGUUCCCUCCAUCCCAAUUUAUGUGGCACUCUUCCUGUCAGUCCUAAAAAGAAUGUCACCUUUCCCUAUUUAAAAGCAAUUUACCUUUGGAAUUCCUCCUUUGCCCUUAAUGAAUUGAUUUACAGCCACAAAAAUGUCUGGUUUGUUUUACACCACAAGUUUUAGGUCUUGUUUAAAUUCCGUGCCGAGUCAAACACCGCCACAUAAAUUGGGACGGAGGGAGUAAUAUAUCUCUCAUGGGAUAUUUUAUUUUUUAUGAUAAACCUUAGUACUGAAUGAUUAUAGGAUUCUGUGCCGUGAUGUCCAGUUUCAAAUGUGAUGAUGGUCAUGCUGAAGUUUUCGAAAUUGUUUAAGAGAUCUAACUUUGGAAGUUCAAUUUCCAGCUUUUAUGGUGAUAGUAAUAUGAACACUCAGCGUGAUUGUUUUCUUCUGUAGGAAUGAUUCUCAUUUCAUGUUUUAGGGACUGACUUCUCUCUCUGAAUUUAUUGACUGCUAAAUUAAUAUUGAUAAUAAAAGUUACUAAUAAUAUGUAGACAUGACUGAAUGCCAGUGAAAAGUAAGGCAAAGGUGUAUCCGAAGCAUCUCUGAGUGGGAUUUAUUACCAAAUAAAUAAGAUUUGUUAAAGUAUUGUGUUUAUUUGCUCAUGGACUUGAAGUUUCACCCACAUGAUAUCACCUCUUGUGGAUGACAUUGUUAUCUUAAGAUUUUGGUUUAAGUUAUGUCUUUUGAAGUUUAUUCCAAAGUUAUGUUGUCUUUAGGUCGUAUCGCAGAGGCAAAUUCCACUCUGCUCUGGCUGCAAGUAUUAUCCUGUUCCUAUCUAAUAAGUUCUGCCAAACAAGAUAAAAUAAGAUCUCUAUCUUGCUAAGUACUAUUGAUUAGUUAACGUACAAAAAGAAACGUUAAUUUUCUUCCCCAAAAAGAAACUGUUGAUUUGUUAUUUUUGCUGACACUAUCUAAAUUGUAAGUUAGCUUGUUCCUCAAUGCAUUGGUUUCUCCUUGAGACUGAUUACCUAUGUAGGUGUGCGUUGGUGGUUGCAUUCAUUUUUGUUUUUUGACUUUGUAUUAUGGUAUAAUCUGUUCUCACUUCUGGGAACAUUUAUACCCAUCACCCGUUUGGCUUGCUUGCCAAACAAUCAAAUCUAUAUUUUUUUGGUUUCUUUUCGUAUUUAUAUUAGAGAAUUUUCAAUUUUUACUGUAGAAUUGAAUUCUGCAAAUGUCACUGCAGUAUCAAGGAAAGCAGGUUGAGGAGCUUAUCUACAACCUGGCAUACAUAGAAUUUCAAAUUUAUUUUCCAUACUUCAGAUACUCGUACUGUCUGCCCAAGCCAGUAAGGUACUUUGCUGCCCUCAUCUGCUAGAGAUGUACAAAUGUUCUAUAUGAUAUCUUGUGCAUUCUUUUCUAGAUGGGGGCUUUUAAUUUGAGCCUAUAUGUUUCAGGCUGUAUUGAUUUUCUGUUCUUUCAAUUUUUUAGUCUUGUGGAAAGAUGAUAAUGGUUUUGUUGUUAUCAUCUCUUGGUACUUUUAGAGGCAAAACCGGGAAUAUCUUUUGUUUGUUGCUAGUGUUAUUUUUGGAAGUUGAUCAAUGAAAGAAUGUUGUCUGUUUAUUACUUCAUUUUCACUGUUCUUGAGCUGAGGGUCUUUUGGAAACAACCUCUCUACCUCCCCAAGGUAGGGGUAAGAUCUGCGUACACUUUACCUUCCCCAGAGGGAUUUCACUGCGUUUGUUGUUGUUGUUGAUCAAUGAAAGAAAGAACUAGUGUUAGAUUUGUCUUACAUCUCUGCCGUGUUGAUUAGUUUUAUUUUGUGUUUAUGUAGUGCAUUAAAACAGAGAGCAGCAGGGACUAUAACUGUAAUUCUAGUUUGCAAUCGAAACUGCACAACUGCCAUUCAUUAAACUGUUAAUUUGUAAAAGUCAUGUGGGAAACGCUUUUGGCCUUUGAAUCCUUGUAACUGGUAGAAGUCAUGACCUCCAUAUUUCUUUUGUUCAAAAUUAAUAGUCGUGUUGGCUUUGAAAUUUCGCUUUGUCGACUCUUCCUCAUUGUAAGGAUAUUUAUUUUGGACGGAGAAAGGGUUAUUAAUGGUUAAGGCCCCGGUUGAGUUUCUAAGCUUAUUCACAAUUUCUUUUUAAUUUGUUUUUUAUUUUUACUUUUACCCCCUGCCCCCCCUGAUUUGUUUCUGACCAGAAAGAACAUGUGAGCCUGGCUACAAUUCCCGCCAGAGGGCUGAAAUAGAAGUGCAAAGGCAUGUAACUUUGUUUAAGAAUUUUCUCGUGGGGUUCUAGGCAGGUAGAUUGGAAUUGCAAGUCCAAAAGCUCAUCGUACUGGCAGGGAAGGGGGUGGAAGAACAUGUUUCAAGGAAAUAGAUCUGUGUAUGUUCCCACUCCAGACUAGGAAAAGACUAAAUAUAAGUUGUACAGCUCCUUGAAGUUGGUGGUGGUCCAUUUUCAGUAGAAUGCCAAGGCUAGGAAAUGGAGAGUGGAUGUACGAGAAAUCACACUGCUGUGGUGGAAAGACUGUAAAUGCUGCAGAAGGCAAAAUAUUUUGUCAAAUGGCACUAAGAUCUUUUACUGGGUAGGAUUUUACCCUUGUGGUUUCUGAUAGUUUUCUUUACUUGAUUGGUGGAGGUAUUUGUGUGUUUUGGGCAGCGCAUGGGUGUCCACCGUUUGGUCCUACUGUGCAGAAUUUCGCCGAUCAGAAAUGGAGAAGGGAAAGCAGUAGAGACUGGUCUUUGGCAAAAUGAAUAUGGCUGAGCACACAAACUCUUGAAGAGGAGAAGUCGUCUGUCUUCUGUUAUAAAUAGAUCCUCUUUGUUGAAUUCAUGUAACUAAAACUUCUGCUGAUUUUCCUCACGUAAUUAAUGUCAUUGCAGUCUUCUGAUGAAACAUAGGGUGGAUUUGGUGUGUGUCAUAAAUGUCAUUCCAAGUAACAUUCUGUUGCCCUGUGCAGAACGCGUUUGCGUUGUUGUGCGUCAAGACUCUUUUAGGCCUUGGAUGCUAUUUGGUACUGUUGUGUCUGAGCCUAAAUGAAGCAGCGUUUGCUAGUUUUCAAA